AUGUCUAACCCAGUGUUAUCGGAAUUCGAUAUAAUUUUUGCUGGAGGCGGUACUACUGCUUGCGUUGUCGCAGGUCGCCUGGCCGCAUGGGAUCCCUCGUUGAAGAUAUUAGUUCUGGAAGGGGGUCAACAUACCCUCGAUAAAGCUGCGCAUGUUCAGCCUUAUAAAUAUCCCACCCAUCAGGCAUCGACGAGUACUACGAUGACAGUCAUCGUUGGAAAUCCUACUCCGCGUCUCAAUGGCCGUGCACCAAUCGUUUCGUGCGCCCAUUGCGUUGGUGGAGGCUCGAGUGUGAAUUAUGCGGCAUACACUCGUGCGCCUGCCUCAGAUUUCGAUGAUUGGGGGGUCGGUGGUUGGGAAUCAAAGAACUUGAUUCCCCUCAUGAAGAAGCCGGAGACAUACGAGGUGCAGCCUGAUCGUCCAUCCCAUGGGUAUGCUGGACCUAUCAAAGUGUCUUCUGGUGGGCAUAAAUUAAGUAUCGGCGAUGAGUUCAUCCACGUUGGCACGACAUAUCACAAGAGGCCAUUUGCCGACGACACUAAUGAUUUAGAAACAUGCAAUACCUAUAGCCCAUGGGAGAAGUACAUUGAUGGAACAACUGGAAGGCGUUCCGACGCGGCCCAUCACUAUAUAUACAACCAAGCUCACAACCCCAAUUUACAGUUGUGGGUUGGAAAGCGCGUGAAACGUGUGAUCUUCGAGGACAAGCGUGCUGUAGGUGUCGAGUUCACCAGUGACCUAGUGUCUUGCCCGGAUGCGGAUCAGUUAUCGAGCACCGUGAGAGCGUCAAAGCUUGUUGUUAUCUCCGCUGGGGCGUUCGGUUCACCAGCCAUCCUCGAGAGAUCUGGUGUCGGUGCCGAGGCGGUCCUCAAGCGGUGCGGUGUCGAGCAACUGGUGAACUUGCCUGGUGUUGGAGAGAAUUAUGGAGACCACAAUGUCGCCUUUAGUCCAUACUUCGCUGCUGACGAAUCUGUUACCAUGGACAAGCUCUGGCGUGGGGAGGAGAGUAUUCUACAGGAACACCUUGCGCAAUGGAAACUCAAUGGACAAUCCCUCAUUGCACAAACUGGCAAGGAUGCAAAGAUCAAGUGGCGUCCUGACGACGAAGAACUGAAAGCCAUGGGUUCGGCUUUUGAGCUGCGAUGGAAGGAGUUUUUCCAGGACCGCCCGGAUAAGGCUGUUGCAAUAUUGGCGGUCGUCGCGGGAUACAUCGGGUCAAGUGGCCUUCCCGCUCGCAACUACUUAACUGCCGAAGUUGUUACUCUUUACCCCUUGUCUGUCGGCAGCGUUCAUAUCAAAUUAGGAGAGAAUGGCAAGGAAGAACUCGACUUCACUACAGGCUACUUAGAUGAUCCAUCUGAUAUUGUACCUCUCAACAUUGGGUACAAAAGGGUGCGCGAAAUCUGUCGACGCAUGCCUUCCUACCGAGGUGAAGUCUCCACCCGUCAUCCUCGUUUCCCGGAGGGAAGUGCUGCAGUUUGCAGAGAAGCGACCGGGCCAGUGGACUUGAAUGCACCCGACAUCAUCUACACAGCCGAAGAUGACGAGGCGAUUGAACAAUUUCACCGUGACGGCAUGCAAACGACAUGGCAUUCGCUCGGGACUUGUGCCAUGAAGCCGAGGACAGAUCAAGGAGUCGUUGACGCUCGGCUAAACGUCUAUGGUGUAACAAACCUCAAGGUUGCGGACUUGUCUAUCGUGCCGAAGAAUGUUGGUACUAAUACUUAUUCGACGGCGCUCCUCAUUGGAGAGAAGGCUGCGAUGAUCAUCGCUGAAGACUUAGGUAUUAGCUGCUGA
Molecule: messenger RNA, 1797 nt
Organism: Suillus clintonianus
Lineage: Eukaryota; Fungi; Basidiomycota; Agaricomycetes; Boletales; Suillaceae
Product: GMC oxidoreductase-domain-containing protein
Exons: 16
Coding region: 1-1797 (598 amino acids)
Molecular function (GO): oxidoreductase activity, acting on CH-OH group of donors; flavin adenine dinucleotide binding
Source: RefSeq, a predicted model, not a curated record